Molecule: messenger RNA, 2494 nt
Organism: Physcomitrium patens
Lineage: Eukaryota; Viridiplantae; Streptophyta; Bryopsida; Funariales; Funariaceae
Source: RefSeq, a predicted model, not a curated record
UUUAAGAAUGAAAUUUAGAUGAGUUUAUUCGGGCAUUUUCUUGAAGGGAGUUUCCUGUGAGUGCAUGGGCUAUUCUCGUUGUUCCCUGCGUUUUAAUUAUGAAAAAUGUUCUCUUGGUGAAAAUGACAUGUGACUGUCUUUGCUGUGUUUUGGUUUUUAAUUUUUGUGGCUGUAGUGGAAAUGUUUUUAUCACACGAGAAUUACUCUAGGUUUUGCGAGGAUGUAUUGUUCCUCAGCUAGUUAGGAAAGGAUUUCUCUCGAAUGAUUUCCGGUGAUACCGAUAACCCUGGAUUCUAUCUUGUGAAGCAGAUUUCUCUUUGACUGCUGUUAAGCUACUUGGUGUCCUUACAUUGAUAGCUCAUCUUGUCCAGGCCAUGCUGCGAUAGAUUAGAUCUCUUCACAAUGACCAAUUUAUGCACUUAAAGAGUAUGCAUGAGGCCUCUAGUCGAAGAGCUGCUGUGCCUUUAAGGGCUAGUUCUUUAUCCAUAUCUCUAGUUCUUCUUCUUCUUCUUCUUCUUCUGUCUUCGAAUUUCCUGGCCUUCUAUCCUCUAGCCUUCCUUUUGUUCUUAACACCGUUACAUUUACCUUCUUUCACGGUCAACAACUGGUGCCUUGUGCACGUAAGUUGCUUUCUCUGCAUCUCAUAUUUCAUUAUGUAUUAUGUCGUCAUACAUUUCUCGUAUUUUCUUCGUUCAUUUCCUAGAUCUUCGUUUUCAUGUAGCUUUGCGUCACUUACUGGUACUUACGUGUAUCUUACAGAGUAUGUGGCGAUUCAUCUUUUAGAUGAAAUGUUGAGCUGUAGGCUCUGCAUUGUAAUGAUUCUGACAUACUGAACUUCAUGGUCUCUCUUUAUAAUAUUCCAUAAAAAACAAGCAUUCGAAUUUGCUAUCUACAAUGAAGUUCAUGACAUGGAUUCAGGAGAGGGCGUCAAAGUCGAUGCUAUCGUUUCAAAGAUCAUUUCGGCGGCGGCGUCAAGGAGGCCGUAGUCGCUUGCUGUGUUUGACAACUACCACUCAGACAGGGCACGCGUGGAAAGCCGCAUGGCCGGACUUAAUUUCACUAUUUUGGAGACUAGUGCUAUUCCAGUAUAUAGCACCUUGGCACCUUGGCAGAUUUCCGUGGUUGGUGCAAUCUUUACUUGGUUGAUUUUUGCACAGCUCACUGCCUUAUCUAAGCAUUUGCGGGCACUGGUACAACCAUUUGUGCUCCGACAUGUGGAAGAAGGGGUGCCGGUGGUCCUUGCUAUUCAGAAAUACAGGCAUCCGCAACUUGAUUAUUUCGUGGGGGUCCUUGCGACUUUAGUAUCCACGGAAUUUUAUUCAUUAGUGCUGCCCCUGCUUUUUUGGCAUGGGCAAACAAAGCUUGCGAGGCAAUUGACCUUAUUAAUGGCAACGUGCAUCUAUGUGGGCAAUUGUGUUAAGGACGUUGUCUGUGCACCAAGACCACCACCUCCAGUGCACAGAGUUGUUUCGUCUGGAACUGAGGAAACUAGUGCUGAAGAGUAUGGGUUACCUUCAUCUCACACAAUCAACAUAAUCUGCUUUGCAGGGUAUGUGCUCCAUUAUCUUAACGGCCAGCUUGUGGAGCCGAGAGCAUUUGCCACCACCGCCGUUUUGUUUACCAUAGUUGUAUUGCUCGUCAUUUCUGGAAGGCUAUACCUGGGGAUGCAUUCUCCAAUAGAUGUGUUAGCUGGGUGUACAAUUGGAACCGUAUUACUUCUUUGCUGGUGUUGUAUCGACGAAUAUUUGGAUGCCUAUGUUACUAGCGGCGAGAAUGUUGUUACAUUUUGGGCAGCUAUUGCCAUUCUUGCUUUAUAUGCAUAUCCUACUCCAGAGUCACCUACUCCUUCCUUCGAGUAUCAUACGGCUUUCAACGGCGUUGCCUUCGGCAUAGUAAGUGGAGUACGUCGAACAUUUUCACACUAUCCUUCUGAACUUGCAUCAGAAUUGCCACUCGCCCCUGCACAUAUUGGUUUGAAGACGGCACUUGGCAUAGUCACGAUCUUUGCCGCCAAAGAAGGGAGCAAGUACCUGGCGACGAUUUUUCUUCCCUUUCUUUGUAGCCUGUUAGAGACGUUGUUUGGUUUCCGUUUCCGUUCAACUUCAUAUGUGAAAUCUAUGAGGAAAGGGGUUGAAGAUGGUACGAAGGCCUCGGUAGAGAAGUUCGGCGGUGCAACAAAGACUUUUUGCAAGAUUGAUGACCCGAUGGAUGUUGACACCGGUAUUAGAUCAGUGCAAUAUGCCACAAUGGGAUGGGCAGUUGUCGAACUUGUCCCAUGUGUGUUUUCUCUUUUCGCUUUGUAACACCACUCUAGGAUGUGCUUCGUUUAGGACGUCGCCAAUUGGAACUAGUUCUUACGGCAUAGACGGUUUUGACCUGUUGAGCUGUAUAAAUGUGAAACUCGCAUUCUUGUAACAAUACUAUUUUAUGCAAUAGUACGAUUCUUUCGGGUGUCUAUGUACACCCACGAUAUUAUACAGGAGAAAAUUGACUA